Molecule: messenger RNA, 816 nt
Organism: Pseudocercospora fijiensis CIRAD86
Lineage: Eukaryota; Fungi; Ascomycota; Dothideomycetes; Mycosphaerellales; Mycosphaerellaceae
Exons: 5
Coding region: 1-816 (271 amino acids)
Source: RefSeq, a predicted model, not a curated record
AUGGAUUCGGUGGGAUGCUGGCCAAGCCAGUCAAACGGCGAGAUGCUGCUCUUGCUGCGGCCAGCCGACGCGGCGAUGUCUAGCGGUCAGAAGUAUGGUGUUUGCCCAUGGAGCAUGGAUGGCGAUGGCGAUGGCGAUGGCGACGGCGAUGGCGCUGGCGAUAUUGUGUGGAGGGAUUUCGGUGUUCGGUGCUUCGUGCGGCGGGCAGGCUGGUCUGAGAGCAAGUACGUUCGUGCCUCGUUCCCCAGAUGUUUCGCGUGUCUUCUCGUGCUGGUUCUAGGGUGGAGGAGUGGUAUUGGUAUUUCGGUAUUUCGCGCGGCGCAGUGGUGGUGGCAGCAUGCGGUCGCGGUCGCGGUCGCGGUCGUGACUACUGCCAAGCGCGCAUUCCAUCGCACGACGAGGAGGUGUCGUCAAUCACUCCCACGCUAUGCGCGAGACUACCGCAUGUGGGAAUACAGUAUGAACAUGGUCCUGUCACUCACUCACAACGCGCCCAAUCCCACGCACACGCACACGCACACGCACACGCACACACACACACCACCGUCGCCCACGCCGGCUAUUCUAUCGCCCCACGAACAGUCGCCUUCUACAGUCCUUCUAGCGCCGGGAAAUGCUUCUCCCCACGCGCUAGGACUGCCGCAAAUUCCACCUGCAUUUCGACGCACUUUUCCCUUCUUCCUUCAGCAUGUGAAGACAAUAUUCAACGUCAGCCUGAGUCUUCAUUCACAACACCAUGCUCAUUUGUGGGAAUUGCCGGAGUAUGCCCACUUGCAGCCACCUGCCACUCCUGAAUCUGAUAGGAACACCUUCUGA